CUGACGUGUCGCUGCGCCAUGGCGGCGGCCUGGGAGGAGAUCCGGCAGCUGGCGGCUGAUUUCCAGCGGGCGCAGUUUGCCGAGGUAGCCCACAGAUUGUCAGAACGGAACUGUAUAGAAAUUGUCACAAAGCUGAUAGCAGAAAAGCAGCUGGAAGUAGUGCACACGCUUGAUGGCAAGGAGUAUGUCACUCCAGCGCAGAUUAGUAAGGAGAUCCACGAUGAGCUCCAUGUUUCUGGUGGUCGAGUUAACAUUGUUGACUUACAACAGGUGAUAAAUGUGGACCUUCUGCACAUUGAAAACAGAGCUAAUGACAUUGUUAAAUCUGAAAAAGGUAUUCAGCUUGUACUGGGACAGCUUAUAAAUGAGAGUUACCUGGAUCAAUUAGCAGAAGAAAUAAAUGAUAAACUACAGGAAACUGGCCAGGUGACAAUAUCAGAACUCUGCAAGGCAUACGACCUUCCAGGAGACUUCCUGUUACAGGCAUUAUCCAGGCGUUUGGGCAGAAUUAUUCAUGGACAACUAGACCAGGAAAACCGUGGGGUGAUUUUUACAGAAGCCUUCGUGUCCCGCCAUCGAGCACGCAUUCGUGGGCUCUUCACCGCGAUUACUCGGCCUACACCUGUAAGUAGCUUGAUCACUCGGUAUGGAUUUCAAGAACAUUUACUUUACUCUUUGCUAGAAGAACUUGUUAAUGCUGGUCGUCUGAAAGGCACCGUGGUUGGUGGGAGACAGGAUAAGGCUGUGUUUGUUCCAGACAUCUAUUCCAGAACACAGAACAAAUGGGUGGAUUCCUUUUUCAAGCAGAAUGGUUACUUAGAAUUUGAUGCAUUGUAUAGACUUGGCAUCCCUGACCCAGCAGGCUACAUUAAAAAAAGAUACAAGUCUACACAACUCUUAUUUCUGAGAGCAGCUUGUGUUGGUCAAGAGAUUGUGGAUCAAGUUGAAGCCUCUGUGGAAGAAGCCAUCAGCUCUGGAAACUGGAUAGAUGUAGCAACCCUUCUGCCCAGCUCAUUGUCAGUAGAAGAUGUUGGGAUUUUGCUCCAGCAAGUGAUGAGAUCUUUAAACAAAAGCUCUUCAGGUUUAGUCUUCAGUGACACCAUUGCAGUCAGUGAGAAAUUUCUAAGCAGCUGUGCUGACCUCUUUUCUGAUCUGAUGCAACAGAAAGCAGAAAAGGAAAUUAAAAACAACCCUGUUAAUUUAAUCACUGAAGAGGAUUUAAAACAGGCUUCUUCUUUAGAGAACUCAUAUGCUAAUAAAAAAGACAAAAAGGAUGAAAGAAGAAAGAAAGCAGCAGAGGGCAGUGGAAGCGUGAGAGGAGGAGGUGGUGGGAAUGCCAGAGAGAUAAAGAUCAAGAAAACCAAGAAGAAAGGAAGAAAGGAUGCUGACAGUGAUGAAGAGUCACAAGGGACUGCCACAGGUAGGAAUAAGAAGCUGGAGUUCUCUUUCAUGUCACAAGAGGAAAUUGAGGAGGUUUUAAAGACCCGCAUGCAGGAUUGCCCUGAAGAGCUUAUUACAGAAAUUGCUGAACAUCUAAGAAGACCUUUGACAAAAACUUAUCAGGAGGUUGUGCGUUCCGUUUUUACAUCUUCAACAUCGUCUUCUGGAGCCAACAGAAGACAGGCUAUGAAGGACUUGCAGGAGGAAUUCUCAAACCUGUACAACAACAUUCGCUUAUUUGAAAAGGGAGCAAAGCAUUUCACAGAUGAUACUCAGACUAACCUUGCCAAACACCUAUUGAAGACUCUAUGUACAGACAUUACAAAUCUGGUUUUCAACUUCUUGGCAUCUGAGUCAAUGAUGACCACAGAAAAUUACUCUACAAUCACAAGUGAGGGCAGAAUCAAGAUUUUAGGUAAACUGCCAGAAGAUACCAAAGGUCCUUUAACUAAACUGCAUACUUCUCUGAAUGGCAAGAGUAUAGAAGAUUUUCUUUCAUGCCUUGAUUCUGCAGUGGAUAUUUGUGGUGUUAUGGUGAAAAAAGGAGACAAAAAGAAGGAAAGGCAAGUCCUGUUUCAGCAUAGACAAGCUCUGAUUGAACAGCUCAAAGUCACAGAAGAUCCAGCUCUUGUUCUUCACCUGACAUCAGUAUUGUUAUUUCAGUUUUCAACUCACUGCAUGCUUCAUGCACCAGGAAGAUCAGUACCACAGAUCAUUAAUUUCCUAAGUGGCAAGAUCCCAGAGGAUCAAUAUUCGCUGAUAGUCAAAUACCACGGAUUAGUGGUGAAACAAUUGACCAGCCAGACUAAGAAAACUGAACACGGAGACAGUGACACAAAAGAUAACAUGGAAGAGGAGGAAGGAGCAGAAAGCAUUCGAAAAGAGCUUCAGGAAAUCACUACCUCUAUCAAAGAUCUUGUUCUCAGACCUAGGAAAUUUUCUGGAACAGAGGAAUGAAACUGCUACUCAGCGCAUCCACCUCCAUGAUAGAGUCAGACUUUAUUUUCUUCUAUGCUGAAAAGAAAGGACAACAGAAAAUGCUUGGCAGACUUUAAAUUUGGCCUCUAGUAAUUUGCAAAUCACAGCCAGGGAACACAGUUGCUGGGUGAUGGUGGCAAAUGGAAUUUUGUUACUUCUACAGUGUACUUCUAACACACAUUAAUGUAGACAUGGCAGAACGCAGUAGUGGAGGCUUUGGGUACAAAACCAGUGGGGUUUUAUUGGCAUCCUCAUGUGAGACCUCAAGAAAUUAAUCUUCAAAUAACAGUGUAUUUUGUUCCAUACACAGGCUGACAGUUUUACUUCUCUGAUUUGGGUUUGUUGUGAGAUAAGGAUCGCAUACAAGCCUGUCUAUCUUAAUUUCAAAUACUGGCUUUAGAACGUAUUCUGAUACCUAACAGCACACCAGCAAAGGCCAUCUUUACUCUGGUAUCAUUAGUGAAUGUUUUCAGUUUCUGUUCACUGGACUGCAACAGUAAAAACACUUUGAGUACGAGUGGAUAUUAAUAAACUUAAGGGAAGUGACUCGCUACUAAUACGAGUUUCAUGAACAUUCAAGUUCAUGAACAUCAGCACACUGAUACUACUGAUGUAUUCUGCUAAUGUCUGAAUAGCUGUUCAUUUAAACCUGUAAUCCAGAAAAGGUGACUCUCUUUUGCAUUGGCAUUUUGGGAGCAGAUAAAUUCUGUUACACUUGCAACAUUGUACAUGCCGUGUGUUUAUUCAGCAGACUUGUUGGGUGCUUAGUCCGGUUCCCAUAGCAGAUAGAAACAUUAGCAUUCUGUCAGCUCUUGAGAGAACUUGUGUUCUGUUUAUCCUGAGUUUCUUGAAAAUAAUGUAGUUCAUGAUCUUUCUACAUAAGCUUCAUAGACAGAAAUACUGCUGCCCUCAAGUUUUUGUGAGCCUUAUAUUUACAUUAACGGUACUUUGUCUUUAGGAAAGUACAAAAAUGUGAAAAAUUGAGUUCUAUCACAAUUGAUGCCAUAAUUCUUGUAUGGCAAAUACAUUUCUAAAUUUAUUUUGGAGAGAAGAUAAUUUUCAAAUUUGAAAUAUCUAUUUGAAUUAACUUUUGUUACUUCAGUAAUACCCAUUGAUUUCAUGUAGGUAAUUUAAGGGGGUUUGCAUAACAUUGAGGUUGAGUAAUAAGAGAUGAAAAACGUUCUUUUCACUAAAAAUGUCAUUCACUCAUCCUUGCCAAAAUUAGUGCUCAAAGAGGGCAAAUUCUGUGCAAAUUCUGCUCCAUUCAAAUUUUUCUGUUUUCCAACAAUUCACAUAUUCUUGUGAGCUUAAUCAUAAACACAUCCAAUUGCAACAAUUGAAGAGGCCAGGUGUGGAACCCCAGUAACAGAGUAACAAAUGUUAAGGUAAUUUUGGUGAUGUAAACAAUAGAAUUUUACACAUAUUUAAAAGGCAGUAAUGUUUAACAAUGUUCAUGCCAAUGCUGAUCUUUUAUCAGCCAUGAGGCAAGAACAGUUUGAAUUAUAAGGCAGAAGCAAAGGCAGUUGUUUCUCUUUCCUUUGUGGGAAGUUAUAACAGCUGACAGUAAAAGACAGUGGGGAAUAAAUGACAAUAAAUAUUCAGGUUGUUGAACUUUGUUUAAGAAAUGGUUUGUGUACCAGGAAUAGGUUUGAUUUCUUGCUAUUUAGCCAGGAUAAUUAAUAAGUUCCUAUAAUGAAUGUAAACAAUUUUAUAUGCCAUUGAGCUCUUUUGUAAAUAAUAUGCUAUAUGAAAUUCUGUAUGCAAAUAAGAAAUUAUUUUAAUAACAUUAAAUGAUGAAGUAUUUGAAGAGCAUUCUGUUGACAUCACCAGUGUUUGAUCAUGUUGCAACUUGCAGCUUUCAAACAGCAAUAGGUAAUAUGCACUGUUAGACUUAACACACCAUUCUGAGUGUCCCUGUGUUUUUGUUUGGUAUAAUAAUCAAAUUACUGCAGAAUUUACUUUAUCAUAUGUUCAACUUGCUAUAUUCCAGCCUAUGCUAUAGGAAGGGUUUAAAACAUAGAUUCUUUGAAGUAGAUACAAUGGAAACACUUCAGAGAUAUCUUCUGGCUACAAAUGGAAUUCGAGGAGACAUGGUUGGAAAACUGUCCGAGGUGUUUUUUCUUGAUUUGGAAAUUCAGUCUUUAGUUUAUGAUACAGAAGUAUAUCUUCUGAAAGAGAAAGAAAAGUAAUUUUGCUAAUUCACAGGGGUUUUUUUCCUCUCCCUAGGAGGAAUGUAUGUCGGAGGAAGAGUAAUCUUGUCUUACAAAUCAGAGGUGCAGUUCACAAAACAAAAAUGCCCUUUGGAAUAUCUAGGAAAAUGAAAGGCACUACAAAGUAUACAAAUUAACACUUUUACUCUGGUUUCAAGCGUUAGUGUCAGCCUCUGACCUUCACUUGUGCUGUCUAAACACCACCAUUACAUUUUUAAUCUCAUCAACUGAUGUGUAUAGAUGCAUGGAUGUGUCUGUACACACCUACUUAAAAAUGUUCUCAUAACCUUGUUUGCUGCUGCUCUCAGGUUGGAGUGGAUGCAUUAGCCAUAGGUAGAGUAAUGCCUGCCUCAGCAACAGCCUUGCCUUUCCUUUGUUUUAAGUGGCAAAAGAUGACUCUUGUAGUUGGUUACUUCCAGAUCUGCUGGAACUGAGCAAAUUGUUGCUCUGUUAGAACUUUCAACUCUUUGUUGAAACUCUUUUGCAGCUUCUUAAAAAAUUUGGUACAGGUUUCUAAAUAAUAUCAGUGUGUUUUGUUAUCAGCAUGAAUCCAUCUGAAAGCUUGUUCAGGUAAAACUACAGUAGUUCUGUUGCCUCUAGGCUUGUGAGUAAGGCUACUCAAGCAGUGGUUUCUCUUUGAAUGUUUUUCCUAGUAAGUAACAGUAGGCAAAAUAAUGGAAGUUUCUCAUAUAUGGGUAGAUUUGGAUUUCUUGUUUAAUAGGAAGUUUGGUACUCUUGCAGAUGACAGAAGAGUGACUGUGGUGGGUCAGACUGAAGGUGAAUGUAGCCCAGUAUUGUGUCUCUAGCAGAGGCCAAAAGUGACUGCUCAGAGAGCAAUAUAAGAACAAAGACGUAGUAUUUCUCCUUUGGGUGCUUUCUGAGCCUCCAAAUCCAUGUUGCCCAAACUUUUUGAACAACAAUUGUACUUUAUUAUAGAUACUAUCUGCUAGCCCAAAUAACAGAACAUAUUCAGUAAAUGCCAAAGAUAUUUUGUCAAGAAAACAAGGUCUUUAGGAAUUGUUAAGGAAUGUGACCUCUGAGGUUUUGUUCUCUAAAUGAUGGAUAUUCUAAAUUGGAAUGAGUAACCUGAGUAGUUUAAGUAGGACCAUCAUUUGCAUGAUGAAUUUCCCAAACCUUCAACAUGAAAAGGAAGCUAGGUCAAGUUUGUAGACAGAUUAAAUAAGCUGCUUUGUAUUUCAGAAAGUUCAAGAAGUGCUGCAGGAGCUGCAAGAGACAUCAUCUAAUUGAUAGUCUGAAGAAACAACAGGAUUUUGCUGACCACCUCAUUUGUACAUAAUUUGUACCUGUUAGGGAAAACCCUGAUUCUGUUUUAGAAGUUUCUCUGAGCCUGUCUUCUAUUAAUACAGUUGUUAAUCUCUAUCUACUGCUUAGACAAAUUUGAGGGUAGUCUUUGAAGCAUAAGAAAAGUGAUUUGCAAUAGGAUGUGUCUGAACUUCUCGUCCUUGAUGGCAAGAACAGAUUGUGUUAGUAUUUCUAAGUGUCAUUAGCUGUCUCAACAGAUCUGCUUGAGAAAUACUUCUGUCUGGAUCUGAUUUAUGAACUUGAGAAGGUACUCGGUUAAGAACUAUACUAUUGGUUUUUUUCUUUCUGGAAGGAAUACGAGAAAACUAUUUACGAUUCUCAUUCUAGACUCAAAUUCACAGCUAACUGGUCCUCUCCUCAAUCUGCUAAAACCACAGGCUUGAAAUUAAAGGUCCUUGGUAUAAAUAAAGCUUGUAGAACAAAUUAAAAUAGGAGGAAAGAGAUCAGUCUUGUUUAAGUAAUGACUGCAUGUCUGGAGAGGUUUAACAAGACUGCAAGCAGAGAUCAUCAGGUCUUGGCAACAGUAGUCAGAGGAUCUUAACUGUGAGACACUAUCUAGACACAGAUGACCUCCAGAACAUGUCCAGAUUUGGCAAUUUUACGGAAGUACUCAGAUAACGUAAUACAUAUUUAAACCAUUCAAACAUUUCCUUCUUUCUUCUAUCUGUGAUACUGAGCAGCUCCCACCCACUUGACGUUGUAGACCGAGUGAUUCAGAUCUAUUGGCUCUUGGUUGUGGAAAAAUCUGCCUCAAGGUCAGUUGUGGUUCAUACCACAGGCAGCCAUCCUUUCUUCACUCUGCCUAACCUCAGCCUGCUUUUUUAAAUGGACACAAUAUCCUUACUUUCAGCUGCAUUUGGUUAAGGGUCUGCAUAGAGUCAUGUGCAAAGUAUAAGCACCUCUGAAUGCUCUGUGCAUGCUGGAGCCUGUCUGUGAAAGCUGGCCCCUGUUGGGCCCAAGCAGAAAAUAAAGGAGGUGGCUGUGACUCAAAAGCCAGAAAUACUGGGAAAUACUGAGAGAGCCUAGAGGAGUCUAUUGCUUCCACACUGAUGGUAAUCCUUAUGAACACCUUCCCACCUGGUGGAAAGCAGCAAAUGGUAACAGCCCAGAAAAUGCUUCAGGCGUGUCAGAAUUUUGAGUUCUACUGUGUCCCUGAACGUCUUUCCUGAAACUGGAGGAGGUUUUUUUCCUGUCCCCCCCACCCCCUCCUCUGGGAUGGUUUCCUGUACACAACAAUCAGACUUUAGUAAUUACAACUUUUCUUUUUCUUUUCUUUUCUGAUUUACAAGCCCACAUGAGGCCUUUUGCAUUCAUUAUGCAUGAACCAGUGUGUAUCUGGGGACGCAUAAUGUUCCAUCUUUCUUUUUGUCCUUGCACUGAACAGUUUUGUUUUUUAACAGAAAUGCCUUUUUCCUUUUGAGAACUCUCAGAAAUAUGUUCCUCUAAGAGCUCCUACAUGGUAUGUAUUUGCCAUUUGUAAACACAGCAUGUCAAAGAAUGAUUUGAUUCAGUGGUGAGGCAGCCAGAUAUUUGCAUGUCAUGAGGUCUAAGGGAAACAAACUGACCCUCAGCCUUCCCCCAUCCAGGCAAAUUCUGAUGGGACCCUCAAAUAGCUCUGGCAAAGUGUUCUGUUUCUUUUGGACUUGAUGGAUGCUUGUUUCUGUGAAGACGUGUAAUUAUUUCUUCCUUUAUUUUACUGCGCAAGUUACCGAGAGAAGCAGCUAAAAACUAAAUGUGAGUAUUGAGGCUUUUUUCCAUUAUUCCUUCAUCUGAUAAACUUUAAACUUGUUAGUAUAGAAGGUACUUAAUUUAAUGCUUUGAGCAAGCAUGCAGGAAGUUUUUCCUCAGAAAACUGCUGAAUAAAUUAGAUGCAGACUUCCACAUAUAUUAUGUUUUUAAUUUUGUGUACCUAAAGAGAUAGAGGUUUUUUUUAAAUUUAAAUUAAUUUUUUAUUAAUUCUUUCCAUUGUAGUAAUUGGCUCACUCACUAAUUUGUGGAAAGAUUGUCUGGGGUUUCCUUUCUAAAGAGAUGAGGAUGAGUUUUGUUUAACCCAAAGAACCAUCCAACAAAAAAUGUGUGCUUUUUCCCAUUACAUUUUUAUCUCCUAACAAGAUUUCAUUUGCUUUUGCAAGAAAAAAUUCUAGAUAGUGUCUUUUCUGUUAAGUCACUUGUUUCUAGCAUGAGUACUUUUAACACCUAAUGUAGAUUUUUCUUGAUUUUGGAAGUAAAACAUUUUCCGAGCUGGCUUUUAUAAGAAGUCAAAAUAUUGCUGUAAACAAUUAUCAUCUCCAAAUUCUCCCUCCAUAAGACAUUUUGUGUUAUCUUUUUUUUUAGGAUCAUAAUUUUUUUGAAUUUACAUUUAGAAAUUAAGUUUCAGAUGCCUUUGUUUUUUGUUUGUGUUAAUAUUUUUCUUCUCUUUGUGCAACAAGUGGUUAUUUGUACAGUAACAGAAGAAACUAUAGUGGAUUUGAUACAUUAACAUUGUUACAGAUUGCUGAUGGUCAACCCAUGUAAUUUUACUGCGGGAAAGUCACUUUGACUCAAGGGUGUUUAACUGGUAGAAUAUUGAGAUGACACUAACUAACUUGUAGGCUUAAAGAAAAAUUAAUUCAAAAGCUGCUUGAAAGAGAUUCUGAUGUAUGCUCUCUCCAAAUUAUUUGCAGACAGCCAUAAUUAUUAAAGCAUGUAUUUUUUGGUUGA
Agelaius phoeniceus (red-winged blackbird) is the source of this 8651-nucleotide messenger RNA. It is a transcript of the gene UFL1, whose product is annotated as UFM1 specific ligase 1. Gene Ontology annotation, molecular function: UFM1 ligase activity. Gene Ontology annotation, cellular component: endoplasmic reticulum membrane. The record is from RefSeq and is a predicted model, not a curated record. Gene Ontology annotation, biological process: response to endoplasmic reticulum stress; protein K69-linked ufmylation; regulation of proteasomal ubiquitin-dependent protein catabolic process. Lineage: Eukaryota; Metazoa; Chordata; Aves; Passeriformes; Icteridae.